This is a messenger RNA of Balaenoptera ricei (Rice's whale), 12562 nucleotides long. It is a transcript of the gene HELZ, whose product is annotated as helicase with zinc finger. Gene Ontology annotation, cellular component: cytosol; P granule. The record is from RefSeq and is a predicted model, not a curated record. NCBI's taxonomy places the organism in Eukaryota, Metazoa, Chordata, Mammalia, Artiodactyla, Balaenopteridae. Gene Ontology annotation, biological process: regulatory ncRNA-mediated post-transcriptional gene silencing. The coding region runs from base 313 to 6138 and encodes 1941 amino acids. Gene Ontology annotation, molecular function: helicase activity; metal ion binding; hydrolase activity. The transcript is spliced from 35 exons.
GGGACGUUGACAAGUGGAUCCAAGAUGGCGUAGAAAGUAAUGACAGGAAUUGGAUGAAGUAAUUGAUCACUAAAGAACUACAGUGCUGGUGAGAUGUGUAAGAUUGAGGCAUACAAUUGACAUUUCUGCCUUAAAAAAAAACUUGGGAGAGGAAGGUGGACAUAAAGCAAGAUCUUUUUAAAUUAUAAAGAGCUCUGAUGGGCUAUUUGGGUGAUACCCAGUGCAGUGAACUGCAGUUUCCAACUGUGUCUUCUGGGUUAUUUAAUCUUCUUUCCGGCUUCUUUAAGGGAUAAGGAUUUUUGUCCCUGAGUCAUGGAAGACAGAAGAGCUGAGAAGUCAUGUGAACAAGCGUGUGAAUCACUUAAGAGACAGGACUAUGAAAUGACCCUCAAGCACUGCACAGAGGCCCUCCUUUCUCUUGGCCAGUACUCCAUGGCUGACUUCACAGGGCCGUGUCCACUGGAGAUAGAAAGCAUCAAAAUCGAGAGUCUUCUUUACAGAAUUGCCUCCUUUUUGCAGCUGAAAAACUAUGGGCAAGCUGAUGAAGAUUGUAGGCAUGUGCUGGGAGAAGGACUGGCCAAGGGAGAUGGUACCUUUCAAGCAGUGCUUUGCUGCAUGCAGCUUAAAGGAAAGCUCCAACCUGUAUCCAGCAUUCUUGCCAAGUCACUGACAGGAGAGUCCCUGAAUGGGAUGGUAACAAAAGAUUUGACAAGACUGAAAAUACUUCUCACAGAAACGGAGACAGCAACCGGUAACGUCCUCUCUGGAUAUCAUGUGGAAGACUUAGAAGAGGGAUCUUGUAAUGGUUGGCAUUUCCGCCCACCACCUAGGGGAAUCACAAGCAGCGAGGAAUAUACUUUGUGUAAAAGAUUUUUAGAGCAAGGAAUCUGUAGGUAUGGUGCCCAGUGUACUUCAGCACAUUCCCAGGAAGAACUAGCAGAAUGGCAGAAAAGAUAUGCUUCACGGUUGAUAAAAUUGAAACAGCAAAAUGAGAAUAAACAGCUCUCAGGCAGUUACAUGGAAACCUUGAUAGAAAAGUGGAUGAAUUCAUUAUCUCCUGAGAAAGUGCUUAGUGAAUGUAUAGAAGGAGUAAAGGUAGAGCAUAACCCUGAUCUGUCCGUUACUGUCAACACCAAAAAAUCUCACCAGACAUGGACCUUUGCUCUCACUUGUAAGCCUGCAAGAAUGCUGUAUCGUGUAGCAUUGCUUUAUGACGCUCAUCGUCCUCAUUUUAGUAUCAUUGCAAUAUCUGCCGGAGAUAGUACUACCCAGGUAUCACAAGAAGUCCCAGAAAACUGUCAAGAAUGGAUAGGAGGAAAGAUGGCCCAAAAUGGAUUAGAUCAUUACGUGUAUAAAGUCGGGAUAGCAUUUAACACAGAAAUAUUUGGAACUUUUCGCCAAACCAUAGUUUUCGACUUUGGAUUGGAACCAGUACUCAUGCAAAGAGUAAUGAUUGAUGCAGCUUCUACAGAAGAUCUUGAGUACCUGAUGCAUGCAAAACAACAGCUAGUAACCACGGCUAAGCGUUGGGAUUCUUCUUCUAAGACUAUUGUAGAUUUUGAACCUAAUGAAACUACUGAUUUGGAGAAGAGCCUUCUUAUCAGAUACCAAAUUCCUCUCUCUGCUGACCAGCUAUUUACCCAGUCCGUUUUAGACAAAUCAUUGACCAAGACCAACUAUCAGUCACGGCUGCAUGACCUUCUUUAUAUUGAGGAGAUAGCCCAGUAUAAGGAAGUCAGCAAGUUCAACCUUAAAGUGCAAUUGCAGAUUCUAGCAAGCUUCAUGCUCACUGGAGUUUCUGGAGGUGCAAAGUAUGCUCAGAAUGGACAACUUUUUGGCCGUUUUAAGCUUACUGAAACACUUUCUGAAGAUACUUUGGCUGGACGGCUGGUGAUGACCAAAGUCAAUGCUGUUUAUUUAUUACCAGUCCCUAAAGAGAAGUUAGUACAGACCCAGGGAACCAAAGAGAAGGUUUAUGAAGCUACUAUUGAAGAAAAAACAAAAGAAUAUAUAUUUUUAAGGAUAUCCAGGGGAUGCUGUGAAGAACUUAACCUUCGGCCUGAUUAUGACGCACAGGUUGAACUUCAGUUUCAGUUAAAUCGAUUACCCCUCUGUGAAAUGCAUUAUGCGCUAGACAGGAUCAAGGACAAUGGGGUUUUGUUUCCAGACAUCACUAUGACUCCAACCAUACCUUGGAGUCCCAACAGACAAUGGGAUGAGCAGUUGGAUCCUCGGCUAAACGCAAAACAGAAGGAGGCUGUUCUGGCCGUUACAACCCCACUUUCAAUACAGCUGCCUCCCGUUCUCAUCAUCGGCCCCUAUGGCACUGGCAAAACAUUCACCCUAGCUCAGGCCGUCAAGCACAUUCUCCAGCAGCAGGAGACCAGCAGGAUUCUCAUUUGCACCCAUUCUAAUAGUGCUGCUGACCUCUACAUAAAGGAUUAUUUACAUCCAUAUGUAGAAGCAGGCAAUCCCCAGGCAAGACCUCUCAGGGUAUAUUUCAGAAAUCGCUGGGUAAAGACUGUCCACCCAGUUGUGCAUCAGUACUGUUUGAUCUCAAGCGCACAUUCCACCUUUCAGAUGCCACAGAAAGAAGACAUUCUUAAACACCGAGUGGUUGUUGUUACAUUGAAUACUUCCCAGUACCUCUGUCAGUUGGACCUUGAACCUGGGUUUUUUACACACGUUCUGUUAGAUGAGGCCGCGCAGGCCAUGGAGUGUGAAACCAUCAUGCCCCUGGCGCUAGCAACUAAGGGCACCCGGGUUGUCCUGGCUGGUGACCACAUGCAGCUCAGCCCUUUUGUUUACAGUGAGUUUGCCAGGGAGAGAAACCUUCACGUUUCAUUGCUUGACCGGCUCUAUGAGCAUUACCCUGCCGAGUUUCCCUGCAGGAUCCUCCUGUGUGAGAACUACCGCUCCCACGAAGCUAUCAUCAAUUACACCUCUGAGCUCUUCUAUGAGGGCAAACUGAUGGCCAGUGGAAAGCAGCCAGCACACAAGGAUUUCUACCCAUUAACCUUCUUUACAGCACGAGGGGAAGAUGUACAAGAGAAAAAUAGCACAGCUUUUUAUAAUAAUGCAGAGGUCUUUGAAGUGGUGGAACGUGUGGAAGAGUUAAGAAGGAAGUGGCCAGUAGCGUGGGGGAAGUUAGAUGACGGCAGUAUUGGUGUGGUGACUCCGUAUGCCGACCAGGUGUUCAGGAUACGUGCUGAACUUCGAAAAAAGAGAUUAUCUGAUGUUAACGUCGAAAGGGUGCUAAAUGUUCAAGGAAAGCAAUUCAGAGUUUUGUUUCUUAGCACAGUACGUACAAGACAUACUUGUAAACAUAAACAGACACCAAUUAAAAAGAAAGAGCAACUGCUGGAAGAUUCCACAGAGGACUUAGAUUAUGGUUUUUUGUCUAACUAUAAGCUUCUCAAUACUGCCAUCACAAGAGCGCAAUCCCUGGUUGCCGUGGUGGGUGAUCCCAUUGCGCUGUGCUCUAUUGGAAGAUGCAGGAAAUUUUGGGAGCGGUUUAUUGCCCUGUGUCAUGAAAAUAAUAGCCUACAUGGAAUCACUUUUGAACAGAUCAAAGCUCAGCUAGAGGCUUUAGAACUAAAGAAGACGUAUGUGUUGAAUCCACUGGCACCUGAAUUUAUCCCCCGGGCUCUAAGAGUGCAGCACACGGGAAAUACCAACAGAUUGCAGCAAUCACCCCCCAAGGGGAAAAGCCUCCAUCAUAUCCAGAAUGAUCAUUUCCAGAAUGAUGGAAUUGUUCAGCCCAAUCCUUCUGUACUUAUUGGCAAUCCUAUUAGAGCAUAUACUCCUCCACCUCCUCUUGGACCUCACCCUAAUUUGGGGAAAUCUCCAAGCCCUGUUCAAAGAAUAGAUCCUCACACGGGGACAAGUAUUCUUUAUGUACCUGCUGUCUAUGGAGGGAAUGUAGUUAUGUCCGUGCCUUUACCUGUACCAUGGACAGGAUACCAGGGUAGGUUUGCAGUUGAUCCUCGAAUCAUUACUCACCAGGCAGCAAUGGCCUACAAUAUGAACCUCUUACAGACACACGGGCGGGGGUCUCCUAUACCUUAUGGCCUUGGGCAUCACCCACCUGUCAGCAUAGGGCAGACGCAAAACCAGCAUCAGGAGAAGGAUCAACAUGAGCAGAGUCGAAACGGUAAAAGUGAUACAAAUAAUCCUGGACCUGAAAUUAAUAAGAUUCGGACGCCAGAGAAAAAGCCUACAGAAUCAAAACAGAUGGAUUUGGAAUCAAAUCCACAGAACAGAAGUCCUGAAUCACGUCCUGGUGUUGUUUAUCCCAAAUUUCAUCGCAAAGAUAAUCUCAACCCCAGACACAUAAAUCUUCCCCUUCCUGCUCCCCAUGCACAGUAUGCAAUCCCCAGCCGUCAUUUUCAUCCACUUCCCCAGCUGCCGAGACCACCAUUUCCAAUUCCACAGCAGCACGCCUUGUUAAAUCAGCAGCAGAAUAAUUUGCCUGAACAACCAAAUCCGAUGCCGCCCCAGCCGAAUCAGGCAGUCCCGCAGCAGAAUCCGCUGGGUCAGCUUUCUGCUGCCUGCCAGGCAGGCCCCAGCAGCGCUUUUUUUAAUAAUGCGGUUUCUCACCGACCACAGUCCCCUGCUGCAGAGGCUGCAGGUCCUGAGCAGCAGCCGCCUCCCAUGCUGCGGGGGGGCCACAGUCCUCUGCGAGCCAUUGCGCAGCCCGGCCCCAUUCUUCCUUCACAUCUGAAUAACUUCACUGAUGAGACCCCGCCAGGACUGCCUGUAGGAGAGGCUUUAGAUCGUGUGCAUGGGAGUGUGGCUCUGGAAGCAUUGCGGCAGCAGCAGGUGCGGUUACAGCAGUGGAGUGAGCACCACGCCUAUCUCAGCCAGGGCAGCGCUCCUUACCCACACCAUCACCAUCCUCACCCGCACCCGCACCCGCACCCGCACCUCCAGCAUCUUCCCCAGCCGCCCAUUGGAUUGCAUCAGCCACCAGUGAGAGCCGACUGGAAGCUCCCCAGCAGUGCCGAAGAUGAAGCGGAAACGACUGACUCAAGGUUUCAAGACUUAAUCAGAGAACUGUCUAAUCGUGAUCAAAGUGAAACGCGGGAACUAGCUGAGAUGCCGCCACCUCAAUCAAGACUUUUGCAGUAUCGACAAAUUCAGACCAGGAGCCCACCAGCAGUCCCCUCGCCCCCAUCCAGUGCAGACCACAGUUCCCACUUCUCCAACUUCAGUGACAGCAGCAGAGACCUCGAAGUAGCCAGCAGCCCAGCCUUUGCACAGCGCCUGCCGCCGCAGCUGUUCAGCUCGCCUUUCUCGUUGCCGGCUGAACACCUCGCCCCUCCUCCCUUGAAAUGCCUGGCACCUGACGGAGCCUGGGCUUUUGCCAGCUUACAGCAGAAUCGCCUGAUGGGGCCGGGUGUUCCCUAUGGCCUACCUCCACUGCCGCCCAGGCCACCGCAGACCCCUUUUGUGCACAUGCAGAGCCAUCAGCCUGCUGUCAGCCAAGAGCCCUUCCACCCGCUGUCGGCGCGCACCGUGUCGUCCUCUUCGCUCCCCAGCUUAGAAGAGUAUGAACCCAGAGGACCUGGUCGGCCCUUGUACCAAAGAAGAAUCUCAUCCAGCUCAGUCCAGCCUUGUCCUGAAGAAGUAAGCGCUCCUCAAGACAGUCUUUCUCAGUGUAAAGAGCUUCAGGACCACAGUAACCCAUCUUCCUUCAACUUUUCCCCCCCGGAGUCCUGGGUAAACACCACCUCAUCUACCGCCUAUCAGAACAUUCCGUGCAAUGGAUCCAGCCGGGCAGCUCAGCCCAGAGAGUUGAUCGCUCCGCCCAAGACCGUCAAACCCCCUGAGGAUCAUCUGAAGCCUGAAAACCUCGAGGGGUCCAGUUCCUUCAAUUACAGUGUCCUGCAGCAUCUCGGCCAGUUCCCCCCACUCAUGCCCAACAAGCAGAUCGCGGAGUCGGCCAACAGCAGCAGCCAGCAGAGCUGUGGAGGCAGCAAGCCCGCCAUGUCGUACGCCAGUGCUCUGCGGGCCCCGCCCAAGCCCAGGCCCCCGCCGGAGCAGGCCAAGAAGAGCAGCGACCCUCUGUCUCUGUUCCAGGAACUCAGCCUGGGGAGCUCAUCGGGCAGCAAUGGCUUUUACUCCUAUUUUAAAUAAUCACUUUUUUUUCCUCCAGGGAGAGUGUUUUCAUUUCUGUUUGUAUCAGUAGAAUUAAGAUAGCUGGACUUCACCUAUAGAUGCACAGUUCCCUUUGUUUUAAUAUUAAGUAUGUUCUCAAUUGCUUUGCUGCUAGACUUGCAACUAAUUUUUUUUACAGUAUAUUCCAUUAUUUUGCAUUUUUGACAUGAGUCGGAAUUUUGACAGCUUUUAUGUGGAAUAAAAAAUAUUUUUAAAUUUGUGUAUUGUUACAUAUGUUUGCAUCAAGCUAGCAGCUAAGAGGUUAAUUGUGCAACUAUUAAAAAAGGAGAAAAAAAGUUUGUCUAAAAUGUAUUUAAAAAGAAAAAAAAAUUAUAAGUAGCAUUUACAUUUAUUCAGUAAUAUUACCAUACGCUGGGUUUCUGUACCAGAAAUGGCCAGUUGAUGUACAAAUGUAUGUUAUUUUUGCUUAAAUUCAUUGAAAAUUUUUUAAAAAAAAGGGGGCAGCAUCUUCUAAAUACUUUAAGUUUUAUCAGCUUUUUUUGGUGACAAGAUGCUGCAUUCUAAAACUUUUCUAGUUUUAGACUAUGUAGAUGUGCUGUUGUAAUCUCCAUCCACCGUAGGAUAGAGUUAAAGGCAUUCUUUGCAGGUGUAUUUCAUAUGCCACUGUUUUUUGUAACAUGAAAAAAACAGUGGCAUACUUAAUUAUAUUUUGGACAAGCUACACUUUAAGCUUGUUUUUAAUGUUAAUUUGAUAGUGUGUGUUUUUUUUUUUAAACAAAUCAUGAAGCUGAAAAAUUUUUAGGAUUGUUGGUGCUUAGUAGACUUGAUAACUAUUUUAAAAAUGCGUGAAUUUAGUAAAAUCUUCUUUUCCUCACUAUGCAUGUGUAAAUGUUCGUAAUCUGGCUUCCCCCCUCUCCAGUGGUAUAAAGAGUUGUGCCGCUUUAAGGUUUUUUUUCCCUCCAGUAAAAAUUUUGGUACCUUUAUUUGAUGUUUACAUUAAAAUGUGACAUUAUACAUGGCAAUUCAGAUAUUUUGCUAACUGUUUUGUUUGAGGAACAUCAUUAAAGAAGAAAUGUUUGUCAAAGAUGUAUCAAAAUUCAUCAAAAUCUGGGGCAAGAAGCUACCCUUGUUUUCAUGUCUUUUGAUUCUUCUAAAAGAACCCCACUGAACUUGUACAAAACUAUAAAAUUUAAACAGCUAUCUUAAAUAUCCUACAGUCUAAACAUUGUUUUGAAUGAACUUUGGUAAAAUCCAAAGAAAAACGUUUACCCUCUUAAAACUCGUGGUCUUGUAACACUUCUGAAGCGACGCAUGUCCAUAUUGUUUUCCUGAUCUAGUAGUACUGCUUUUAUACUUCAGAGAUAUCUUGAAACUACAAUAUAACCUUUUUAAAAAAAUAAUAAGGUAAGGUUGGGAAGCAUUGCAAAUCCUGAAUGGAUCCUGACGAUCUGUUCAGAAAUAGUGUUUUUUCGGAAGACUUGCCUCUGAGUAGGCCAUCCUCUAUUUGCGGUCCAUUUUUAAAGCAGAGUUGAAACGUGGAGGGCAAAGAAAAGCGUCUACAACGGGAGUUUAGUUGGUGUCGGCCAGCAGUAGUCCCCUGUAAGCCUCAGACAGUUUGGGAGAAGAGAGUGCCUUUAGUUAAAGGCUGUCAAGCUGCAGGACAAAUGAAGAGAACCUCUUUUUUUAUUCAGUUCUGUCUUUCUGCCCAGAGUGCAGUUCACUUCUCUGUGGCUUCCCGUUACAGGCUGCAGGUCUCUGUGUAAGGCAGCAGAUGUAGACGUGUAGACUGCAGACGUGUUAAUGGUUAGUAUAAAUCACAGUUGGAAAACGGAGCCAGCGAGUUACAGCACCUCGUUUUCUCUGUAAGAUGGCAGAUCACCACAUUUAGUGAUGUCGGAUUUUACUCGACAUAGUCACAAGAAAAGAAGAAAAAAUUUUGCCAUAUAGCUGUGUAUUUCUAACUCUGUGACAAAACUCAAGAUACAGCCCAAAUGAAAAUGAGAUCCCCCUGAUGUGAGGAUGUCGAUGAAAAGUAAUGUUCUUGUCAGCGAUGAUUCUCCUCCCCCGAAAAUACACAGGACUGCAACACAAGCCAGGUAAAUGGUCGGAAGCACGCUGAUCUGACGAAGACAGAACUGUCCCAUCAGGGCUGUCAGUUAACCCCUUGUCAUAAAGUAAUUGCCUAAUCAUCUGUUUUCCGUACUUGAACCUUUAAAAAAUACCAGUUUUAAAAUUAUUUAUAUUUAAAUGUGCCCACCCUACCACCCUUAUAUAUUGAUGGAAGCUUUGGGUAAGGAAGCUGUUACAUUGUUGUGACUUCACUGUUCUAAGCAGUUGUUUCUAAAAAAACUAAAAGGAACAGCUACUUCUUAGCCCACUGCUCUGCGGAGAAUGUCUGAGUGUCCCUCACUUCCUUACUGUUUCUACAGCCAGUCGAGGAUUCGAAUGCCGUUUCCAUCUCCGCUUUACUUAAUGCCGUCUUUCCAACUGUGCUUUACAUGUAAUGUAUACAUAAUAAUAUCUUGUAACGGUUUUGAGAAAGUCUUACUGCAAGAAUCAUUGCAAGUUUCCAUUGAAAUGAGGCGUGGCUUCUGAGUACCAUUCAUCCUGUUGGAUAUUACUUGGGUAAUGUUAGCAAGUGCCCACGAAUCAGACUUAAAAAACAACUUACAGUUGGCCCUCCGUAUCUACGGGUUCCAUGCCCACCGAUUCAGCAAAGCAUGGAUCAAAGAUAUUUUAAAAAAAAAAACAAAUUCCAGAAAGUUCCAAAAAGGAGAGCUUGAAUUUGCCAUAUGCUGGCAACUAUUUGCAUAACAUUUAUAUUGAAUUAGGUAUCAUAAGUAAUCUAGAGAUGAUUUAAAGUAUAUGGGAGGAUGUGUGAAAGUUAUAUGCGAAUGCUACGUCAUUUUAUAUAAGGGACUUGAGCAUCCUCGGGUUUUGGUAGUCCUGGGGGUCCUGGAACAGAUCCCUUGCAGACACUGAGGGGAGACUAUGUUUUAUAUACUAGGUCCAACCUUAGAGUUCAGAUGGAACUUUUUUUUUUAAAGCUUGAUGUUAGCUCUGGGAUAAUACCAAGUAUCACCAACUUCCUUUUCUUCCAAAACAUAUUUCUUCUAAGUGAGGUUAGUUGUUCACAUGAUGUCUUUCUACUUCUUUGUUCUUUGUUAUCACUCUGAAGUUUCCUUUAUCUUGCCAGAACUAUUUUUUUAUUCAUUUUACUUUUUAAUUUCAGUGCUACUGAGAUUUUCUUUUUUUACCUUAAAGAAAUUAUUUUGGGUGAUAGAAUUUGUAGAGUUUUCAUGCUAAAUUUUUUUUCCCUAUCUAAAAAUGAAUUUCUGUUAAGAUUUGAAUGAGCCUCAUUCAGUGUAACAUGGAUAUUUUCUGGUGGGUUUUUCAAAGGGGUUUUGCUUGCCAUUUGGCAUGUGCUUUGCCAAUUGUUAGAGUAGAGCUUUGUUUUUGAUUAAUCAGCAGUUAAUUAUUGACCAUUUAAACAACAUGACUUUCAUUUUCCCUUCCUCAGACAGAUAUGCUUUCUCUCCAGGUCAUUUUGUAUGUGUGAAAUAAUAAACUGCUUUGUGUGGUUUUUUUCAUCAGAGGUUCUAGAAUAAGUUUGAGUUUGGUGUGAACAUCAAUUGGUCUUUUCAGUUCAAAGAACUGCAGAAUAAGUAAAAUAAUCAGAAUUCCCACUGAAUAAGUAUUACCUAAUUAAACAUAGCGAUCUCCAAGACCUAUUUGUGAAAAUAGUUUCCUUUUUUAUGGUGGCAUUGAAAUUGCUGAGAAAGUAACUGAAUUCCCUAACUUGAGAUAAUUAAGAUAUAGUAUUAUCUUGCUCUGGUAUAGUCGAUCUUAACAUGUUUAAUAUUUUCCACGUAUAUACAUUUCAAGGGCAAAGCUAUAAACAUAUAGGAAUGUAUCUCUAGCAACCUGCGCUGGAGAGAGUCACCUUGCCUAAGAGCCAGGGUGUGAAAACCAAUUUCAAGAUAAAUUUCAGAUUUCAGCUAUUGUUACUAAGAAAAUUAAAUUUACUGAAAUCGCCAUUUUAAGAAGAGACACCUGUUAUCCUUAGAUAGAAUUGUUUCCUACUGGAGUUGUUUUUAAAAAGAGAACCCAGAAAAAGCCUAUAAAAAUACAAGAUUAAAACUUUAAAUGUAUUGCAAGAUACAAAUUGCUACCUUAAAUGUUACUUAGGCGCUCUGGUUUUUCUUCUAGCUCCACAAAGGUAGUACUUUGUCUUUUAUGAUUUACCAGACGUUGUUUCUUGCUAACCAUCCCUUUAACUAUUGAGAAACCCUCAAUUUCUACCACCACCCUUAUGUGCGCUCCUAAAUCUCAAAGGAUAUGUCUUAAUGGAUCUGAUUGUUCACUCCACUUUUUGCCACCUGACCCACACACUAUUGAGCAAUUAGAAAUGACGGAUAAUGUUCUAACCAUGAUUUCUUGUUCAGAAUAUCAGCUAGUGACGUCCGCCACAUACUAUAAAGGCAACAGGAAAGAGUAAGUGGCACGUUAGUCUUCAGAGUACUCGUGAUACUAGGUUUCUCCAGUUCUCCAUCUACUUGGGGUUGGAUAUUUAUUUGCUGAGGUUUCACUCUAAAGCUGCUAAAUUCACACUACUUUCAUACCUGUUUAAUUAGCAAUUUCAAGACCAUUGUUAUAAGGAGUGAAUCAAUCUUACAUUUAACAUUCUCUUAAAACAUUCAGGAAGUGGCAUUGUUAUUACUUUAAAUUAGAAUCUGAGAUUAAACAGAUUACAAAAAAUUUUAAUGUAACAUUUAAAUUUUUUGAAAUGUUUGAAAAUAUCUACUUUGGAAUAAACUUUAAGGAAACAGUCACAGGAGCUUCUAAAUUUUUCUGAAGGGAGGUACCUAACAGAAAAGAAUAUAGACUUAGUAAUGUGAACUGUGGUUAAAUCCUAAACCCAGUUAUACAGUAUUAGUCUAAAGCUUCAAAAACUGGAGUGUUAAGAAAAUCCAGAGACAUUCAUAUACUUACAGCUUCAGUAAUGUAUUAGACCAGACUUUAUUUGCAAUUUGUUCAACAGAGAGAUUUUAUUUUGAUACGAAUAUUAAGCAUAAAGCAUAGUAAGUUUUAUAUAAUUCUAUAAGUUCAUUAAACAAUAUUACGGAAUUUUCAUUAUAUUCUUUGGGAGUCUUUUUAGCUGUUUCUACAUCUCAUAUAUGAGGUGUCUUCUGUAUUUUAUUUUGCAUACUAGCAUGUGACUGCCUGCCUUAGAACUAUGUAUAGGAGGGGAAACCAAUAUUACUUAAAAAUUUUUUUUUGAUGUUUUGAAAUAAAUUUCAUCAUUAGUUCUUUUUUUUUUUUUUUUGAUGUUUGAGCAGUUGAGGGGAAGGGGCAAAUUCCAUAGGUUUCAACACAGAAUAGAAGGAGUAUCUGUUUACAAAUAUGUCCUGUUUUAAGAUAUGCAAAGUUUGAGCAGGAUAGAGCUAGUGGAUCUCGAACCUUAGCCAGCGUCAGAACUACCUGGAGGCCUUGUUGAAGUCCAGGCUGCUGGACCUGCCCCCCAGUUUCUGAUUCCAGGCUGGAGCCUGACCGUCUGUGUUUCCAGCAGGUUCCCAGGCAGCACUGAUGCUGCUGGCCCAGGUACCACACUUUGAGAACCGCGGGUCUAGAGAAAGUCUGAGGGUCUUUUCAGUCAUGCAUUUAUUUACUCAGUGUACAGAACUGAUCUCUUGAGACGUUUUUAUAAUUCUGAUGCCGUGAGGGGGACGUUCAUGGAGAAAGACCUCUGUGGAGCGCCGGGCCCUUUGGGGGGCGGCCACCACCACUCCCCCCCGCCCCCUCAGCGCUCACCCGGUUGAGGUCUGUGCCGCUUUUCCACGUCACGGGGCAGGAGCUCUCUCAUUUGUAGGGUGAGUUUGCUUUUGUGUACACUGCAGCCUGGGCUUUGGUCUGGAAGCUGUGCAUUUGCUUGGAGCGCUUAGCGUCAAUCUCCUCCUGAGGACUGUGGAAGGAAGCCAUCCGACUGUCACGAGAAUGCACUUUGCGUUUAUCGAGGCCCUAAGUACCGGAGGCCCCGUCCUAAGAUGGCAGUGACCUGAAGCAUGGAAAACGAUAGAUUAUCCCCAAAUGAUGUAGUCGUAGUUUUUAAGUUUUGUGGGAUGAGGGAGGUGAGGGCAAAGGAUUUGCUUUUCAAAUUAUGUGUUUCUCAGGUUAACAAAGUUAUUUUGGAUUCUCUGCCAUGCCGGUAGGUGUUAGGGGAGCCUGAAUUGUUGUAUAUGGCAGAAGAUUGAUAAUUGUCUCUGAUUACUUUGCUACCUUUAAAAAAAAUCUAUAUAUGUUUGCAAAAAGAGUCUAGAGGAAUCUACCACCUACACAGCAUGAGUUAUUCAUAAACCAUAGGUGCACAUGUAUGAGCAAGUUAUUUUUGAGAAAGAAACUGCCUACAAUAUAAUAAACCUACAGGUCUUUGGAUAUUUUAAAA